AUGAACGCUACGCCGUAUGGCGAGGGUUUCUCCUCGUCCGCCGACGUGAGCGGCGCUUCCGGGGCAGCCUCGAACUACAACGUGUCGAAAGAAGCCUCCCAGGCAAUCUCGAAUGGCUUCAAGUUUGCGGCAUCGAAGUCGAUCCGGACGUCGACCAUGAUCUUGGCUUCCUUCAACGCAUUGGCGGCUUUUGCAACGGCUAUGGGAAUCAUCUACGGUUGCUACACAUACAAGAGGAGGGCUAUCAGGAGAUCAUCCGAUGCACCAUCGGGCCUAUUCUUCAUUCACACCGUCGAAGUCUAUCCUCUCGUGCUGUCUUUCGGCAUUACAAUUCAGAGCAUCAUCUUCGCCGCCGCCCAAUCGAUUGGCCUGAAAGCCCUGUUGAGCAGUGGCUGCACCGUUGUUGCGAUCUUCACGUUGCCGGCUCUCUUUAUCGCACCAUAUAUUCACCUUGUUUUCGGAGUCGAGACGGCAGCGCGGGGCUUGAGGUCGCAAUUCUCUCCUCGACGAAGAUGGACCGUGGCAAUCUGCCUCGGCACUAUCUCAACUUUCUUGCUGGCGACCCUCCUCGUGGCGGCCAUUAGCCGAGCUCCCGACUUCUGCUUCGCAUCUCUGCUGUGGAUCGUGAAGCCUUAUGCCAAGGGUAUUUUCGCAGUCUUUUUGGGUGUGUCCGUCGUGCUGCUGCUCGUCAUUAUCACAAUUUUCGUGAAAUUGAGCAAGGGCCGCAUGGUCGACCCUACCGAGAGGAUGGCAGCUUCGAGGAUGAUCUACUACCUGAUCCUCGGUUUCAUCUCCAACGGUUUCAUUAUCCCAUUCUUCUUCAGCCUCACCUUCUUGACCGAGAAAAAGCAAAUCUUCCAGGAGCUGAACCUGUCCAUGGUCGCUUCUGUCGUGGCGAACGUCAAUGGCCUCAUGGUCGCUGGUCUCCAUCUGUUCCUGCGAUCACAGAACAACGCCUCCAUCGGACACAAUCUGGGAGAAUACGAGCAUCACAAGACCAAGUUCGAACCGCACGAGGAAGACGCUGGCUCGACUCACGCCCUGCACCCAGUUAACAGCACAAACGACCAGAACAGAGUAAGGUCGGACAGCAUAACGACGCUUCUGCGCGCUGUUGAUGCGGAAGAGGGACAGAGUCCCAGCAGCCCUACCUUCCGCCCGAAGGUUACCAUCCCACAAGCUCCGGAGCCCACUCAGGCACCUUCUGAGACGUCGCCAUCCCAUCUGCGAAAACAGUCAUAUUCUCUAUUUCCAAACAACCCGUUCGCUCCUGCUGCGGUCCUUCCCGCAACGACAUACGCACCUGCGGCAUCGAAGCCGCUGAGGGACACCUUCAGACCACCACCCAUCGUGAAGCCUUGGCUCGGGCGGGGACACAAGAGGGACUCUUCAAUCGUCUCCUCGGCCACUGUCCAAAUCGGCAUCCGCUUCUCCAAUGUGGAUGACUUCCAGCCCGCGAGGGCUAGUGAUGUACAGGAGAGCGAGAGGCCAGAAACAGUCUUGCGCCCUUCGCCCUUGGCGCAGUCCGAAGUCAGGCCCGAGUCUGAGGACGCGAGGAUGAAGACUUUGCCGCCGGUGCCGAAGGGCGAGAGCCCGGUCCAGAAGGUUGAGAGCGAUGAGGAGCAGUCCGACAGCGAGAGAAGCGAGGGGAGUGACCAGGAUGGACUGAUCACCUUGAGCUCCUCGGUGUACACUCCACAGGAGACUCCCCAGAGGAACACCUCAACCAAGACCACAAGAAUGCCUAGCCCCAUGGGCGUGGGCUUCAGCAACCCGGCCGCCCGCAACAACGGCGAGAAGCACGCGCCUCCGCGGCCAAACGCCGGUACAGCGACGACACCGGUGCCGUCGAACAAGUCAUGGAUCUAG
Messenger RNA from Diaporthe citri, 1869 nucleotides. RefSeq lists its product as uncharacterized. The transcript has 5 exons. The record is from RefSeq and is a predicted model, not a curated record. Bases 1 to 1869 code for a protein of 622 amino acids. Lineage: Eukaryota; Fungi; Ascomycota; Sordariomycetes; Diaporthales; Diaporthaceae.